GGAAAAAUGCCGGUUUUUCUGAGUUUUUCAUCGUUUUAAGUGGCUGUUAAGGUGCUGGAGAUUGGUGAGUAAGCUGUAAAGAACAGUUAUAAUAUUCGUCUCUACAGAACUUCUAGCGCCAAAGGUGCCCAGAUAGCCAAAUUCGGUUGGUUUAGCAUUGUUUGAACAUGGAAUACCAGCCGCAGUCAUCAAGAUCGGCAGUCAACUGUUUCGCUGUGUCAAGAUUGAUAAAUUAAAAUACUGGUGCUAGGUGUCCAAUUAUUGACGUGACAAACAACGACCACUAUGGCUGCGAUGUCCGCGAAUGCUGUCAACGUCUCCGUCUCAGUCGAAGUGGGCCAGGAAUAUGCCGUUCAGGAGAUCCAUUACGAUGGCCAAGAGGUGUACACCCAACCGCCUACUAUGAGCGAAAAGCUUAGUAAGCUUGCACACAAGAUCGACUUCAACGCAGAUGAAGAUGAUGUCACAACAGAGGAGACCAAUGCUAAAGCUACGUUCCAGCCUUCAUUGUGGCCUUGGGAUGGUGUACGCAACAAGUUAAAAGCGGCUCUUACCGAAGUGUCGGUUCUUGCCGACGUGUUGGCAAUCGCCCGCGAGAAAAAAUAUCUCGUUCUUGACCCGGUUAGCCAGGAACCGGUUGAACAUAAAACGAACGUUAUCCUUUUGGCAAAGAAAAAGGCAUUAAAUGCUGCUGGCGAUAUUUUACUUAAGGGAGCGACCAAUUUACGCGGAGCUACGCAGCAAGAACAAAUGGGCCGUCGAGUCAGCACAGACUUCCAUACAGAGCUUCUUCUUAUGCGACAAUCGUGGCGAUUGCGAAAAGCUGGUAGUUCGAUUCUCGGCGAUCUGAGUUAUCGCAGCGCCGGAUCACGUUUCUGGCAGAGUGGAACCUUUGAGGUGACAAAAAGUGCUCACGCCCUAGCCGUCUCUCAGGGCGAAAUUGCUGCUGGUCAAAAUCAAGGACAAGACCUUCAAAGGCCCCCAAGUUCCGUAAAGAUUACCUUGCCGAGUGAACUUGAAGGUAUCAGCUAUAUACAAGUCACAAUACAAAAAGAUAUGGAGACCAUUGCCAGUGGCUACCUUUCGAUUAAUCUGCCGCAAGAUGCAUUUUCUAAAGUUGAUUCACCUUGGCAGCAGCGCUUAGAGGCUGCCCAGAACGUACUCUUCUGUAAUGAGCUGUUUGCUCAGCUUGCCCGCGAAGCAGUUCAGCUGCAGCCAUCAAUACCGAAUCUCGUCGUUGGCAAUCUUAUUACUAGCACGCUGUUUCCUGGUAUGCAGAUGUCCAUUGGCCUUUGCCAUCGGACGUUGCACGAACGCCGACCGCAGGUGCCUCAGUCUCGUUUGGAUCACAAACACGUCCUUGAACACUCACUCCAUCAGCUUCUACGAGAUUUCCAUUUCAACAUACUGCACCAUUCGAUGCCACAUCCCGCAUCGGCACCAUUGGGCUUAAGCAAGAGGCAACGUUUGGCAGGGCCAGAAGCCUACGAUAGACAUACCCUACUGGAAAUGGCAAAAAACGAAACAAUAUUAGAGAAGAUUAUUGCACAGACCCAGCACGUAGUUUUGCGUCUUGGUGCAACAGUUGUCAUUGACCAGUUUGCGACCGAGGUGAAGGAUCCUCUGAUAGUAUCACACUGGGUCGCCAUGUCAUCGCCAACACAGCACUCAGUCAAACUGAAGCUUGUGUCACACGGUUAUGAGAACAUGUGCCGUACACCGCUUGUUAUCCAUGUUGGCCAAAAAAGCCUCAAGGCGAUCCUAAGAGAUGGCCGUGUAAUAUCGCUUGGUUACGAGCCUACGGAGUUGCGGUUUUUGCUAAUGGCGCAGGUGGCACAACAUCAGGUCUCUGCGGUACAGACUCUAGCUAAAUACGUAGGAUGGAAGGUCCUUUCGACCUGUGGCUCUGUUGGCGUUGGGGGUGUUGAACCUCUGGGAAACGCAAGCUCCAUCGUAAUGGCUUCACCUAACGGCGAAAAAAUCCUUGCUGUAAGGGUGAGUCCCGGUACGGGUGUUAAGGUGUCACUUUCGUCCACCCCUCAGCAGCAGGACUUUUAUCCUUCAUCGUUAGUCAAAGACCGCAAGUGGCACCUCCUCAAUGGACCGUUCAAGGAGGUGUCACUCGAUCGAAUGCAAGGCAAAACUUUCCUCAAUAAAAUGGAGCACCUUAUGGCGGCCCUCACAGCGUUACAGUAAACGAGCCCACCGUGUAACGUUUACGUGUUUGCACUCUUUAUGGGCUAUGUAGAAAUUUUAACUCGCAAUUCCACUAGAAACUGCUAGGAUGGAUGGAAGAUGAUUUUGAGAAGGAUUAUUUCGAAGGGACCCAUUCAAAAUAAGCUUUCUCCUAAAUGACAUACAUAUGAUAACGAUGAUAAGUUGAUAGCAAUUUAUGAGGCGGCUUAUGUUGAGCGCCAGUGUGGUGCGUGGUUUCAAUGUAUGUAUUAUUUGUAAAUAAACUCAACCUUAUAUAUAUAUAUAUAAUCUUAUAUACGGAUUCGUCGAAAAUCGAUGCUGUUGUAUUUAUUUUUGUUAAUGGGGCAUGGAAUGGACUGGCCUGUAUGCUCGUAUGUGAUAAACAAUGCAUUCAAAGUACUGAAGCGAUAAAGGUGGCGAAGGUUAAGGUCUUGCUCGAAGUGAAGCAACGUAACAUCAAUUGCUCACUGAAAAUAAAAGAGACUCUUUAGAGUGCCCGGUAUAAUGACAAAAAUACGUUAUCUCAUAUGAAAUAAAAUAGUUUCUUGACUUAUUCUCAUGUGACAGAUGUGAAAAAAAACUAGAGCUAAUGUACUUAAUUUUUUAGUAAAUAGAAUCCGACAGGGAACAUAUUUCCAAGUUUUUAACAUUCAAAAUCUACUUUAGAAAGAUCAACACUUAGCUUAGAAAUUCUAUACCACGCUCACAUAUGAAGAAGUCGAUAAAAACUAGUUUGAGCGCGUGGGUAAAUGCAUUUGAACAUGGCCGCCGUUUUUGUUAUAAGAUUACUAUAUUAUGUCUAUAUGUCAUAUCAUCGUGAUUCAUGCUCUAUAGUUCUUUUCUUUCAUAUUUUUAUGAAACAAAAUGAUGUUCGUACAAAAAAGAUACAAGCACUGUUCGAAUUAAUGUUUAAAUGUAAUAUUUCGA
Messenger RNA from Varroa destructor (honeybee mite), 3123 nucleotides. RefSeq names its product mediator complex subunit 17 (gene MED17). Gene Ontology annotation, cellular component: core mediator complex; mediator complex. Gene Ontology annotation, molecular function: transcription coregulator activity. Lineage: Eukaryota; Metazoa; Arthropoda; Arachnida; Mesostigmata; Varroidae. Gene Ontology annotation, biological process: regulation of transcription by RNA polymerase II. The record is from RefSeq and is a predicted model, not a curated record.